Messenger RNA from Periophthalmus magnuspinnatus, 1837 nucleotides. RefSeq names its product N-sulfoglucosamine sulfohydrolase (sulfamidase) (gene sgsh). Gene Ontology annotation, biological process: heparan sulfate proteoglycan catabolic process; glycosaminoglycan catabolic process. Gene Ontology annotation, molecular function: N-sulfoglucosamine sulfohydrolase activity. Bases 177 to 1736 code for a protein of 519 amino acids. The transcript is spliced from 9 exons. NCBI's taxonomy places the organism in Eukaryota, Metazoa, Chordata, Actinopteri, Gobiiformes, Gobiidae. The record is from RefSeq and is a predicted model, not a curated record.
GAAAGGGGGCGGGACUAACGAUGUUUAAGGAAGUAGGAUUGAAGUUGGUUUGGGUUGUUUUUAUUACAGUUUUAUAUACAACUCUACCACCAUUAUUAACAGGAGCAACUUGAUGCUAUUUCGGCGAAUAAAUGUGUUCAGUGUGAAUCUUAAAUAACUUAACCCGCAUUCACAACAUGCGUCUCUUUUUACUACUUUUUCUCACACUGUUUUUACAUUGUACGGCGCAAACCAAGAGGAGGAAUGUACUGCUUAUAAUCGCUGACGAUGCCGGUUUUGAGACGGAGGUGUACAAUAACUCAGUGGUGCACACUCCAAACCUGCGAUCUUUGGCCAAACGCAGUCUGAUCUUCAACAACGCCUUCACCUCCGUCAGCAGCUGCUCACCCAGCCGCUCCUCCAUCCUCUCGGGACUCCCGCAACACCAGAAUGGCAUGUAUGGCCUUCAUCAGGGAGCCCAUCAUUUCAACUCAUUUGAUGAAGUGCAAAGUCUACCCCUGCUUCUCAGUAAAGCCAAUAUACAUACAGGUAUAAUAGGUAAGAAGCACAUUGGACCAGGGUCUGUCUAUCCCUUUGAUUUUGCCUACACAGAGGAGAACAACUCUGUGCUUCAAGUUGGGAGGAACAUCACUCGAAUCAAACUUUUAGUGCGAAAGUUUUUCCAAAUACAUAAAGAGGAAGAACAAAAGAAGAACAAUGAAAACAGUGUCCAAGAUCCCAACAGGCCAUUCUUCCUCUAUGUGGCUUUUCACGACACUCACAGAUGUGGACACUCACAGCCGCAGUAUGGGCCCUUCUGUGAGAAAUUUGGAAAUGGAGAAAAAGGGAUGGGCAGGAUCCCUGAUUGGACACCUCAAUACUACACACCAGAUCAAGUCAAGGUUCCUCCUUUUAUUCCAGACACUCCAGCUGCUAGAGCCGAUUUAGCAGCUCAAUACACCACAGUGAGUCGGCUUGACCAAGGCAUUGGUCUAGUCCUCCAGGAACUCAGAGAAGCUGGUUAUGACAAUGACACACUGGUAAUCUACAGUUCAGAUAAUGGUAUCCCAUUCCCAAAUGGAAGGACUAACCUGUACUGGUCUGGAACAGCAGAGCCCAUGCUCGUGUCGUCUCCAGAGCACAGAGAGCGAUGGGGGCAGACGAGUACAGCCUACGUGAGCCUGCUGGAUAUCACCCCCACUGUUCUGGACUGGUUUUCUAUUCCAUACCCGUCCUACAGCCUGCCCAGCAGCCCCUCUGCUCCAGUCCAGCUCACAGGACGCUCUUUACUCCCUGCUCUGGUCACAGAGCCCACCACGUGGGACACUGUGUUUGCCAGUCAGUCCCUCCAUGAAGUGACUAUGUUCUAUCCAAUGCGUUCUGUCCACCAGGGGGCAUACCACCUUCUUCACAACCUUCACUAUCGCAUGCCUUUCCCCAUUGACCAAGACUUCUACGUUUCCCCCACCUUCCAGGACAUCUUAAAUCGGACGCAGGCUGGGGUUUCGACACACUGGUUCAAAACUCUGCAGCAGUAUUACUACAGGGAACGCUGGGAGCUGUACCACACCAGGUCUGACCCUCUGGAGAUAAGAAACCUAGCCUCUGAUGCCACGUACAGGCCUGUGCUGGACAGCCUGAGGCAGAGGCUGCUGAAGUGGCAGUGGGCAACGGGGGACCCCUGGGUCUGUGGACCGGACCAUGUCCUGGAGGAGAAGCUCGAGCCACGCUGCAGACCACUCCACAAUGGGCUCUAAUGGACUGUUAUGGAGCCAUAAUGGUCUUACGUUUUUAUGGGACAAAUUAAGUUUCACAUUUAUAUGUGCUUUCUUUGUUGGAUGAAUAAACAUAUUUCUGG